Octodon degus (degu) is the source of this 1751-nucleotide messenger RNA. It is a transcript of the gene Ddx52, whose product is annotated as DExD-box helicase 52. Bases 39 to 1751 code for a protein of 570 amino acids. Gene Ontology annotation, biological process: maturation of SSU-rRNA. Gene Ontology annotation, molecular function: nucleic acid binding; RNA helicase activity; ATP binding. NCBI's taxonomy places the organism in Eukaryota, Metazoa, Chordata, Mammalia, Rodentia, Octodontidae. The transcript is spliced from 14 exons. Gene Ontology annotation, cellular component: 90S preribosome. The record is from RefSeq and is a predicted model, not a curated record.
CGCAGGCGCUCUGGGGCCGCGAGGAUUUCUGGGUAAACAUGGAUGUCCAUGACUUGUUUCGCCGGCUGGGCGCUGGGGCCAAAUUUGACGUGAAACGGUUCUCAGCCGACGCAGCCCGAUUCCAGAUAGGAAAAAGGAAAUAUGGCUCUGAUUCUUCAGAGGUGCUGAAGAGUCUGAACUUCUUUGGAAACAAGAAGUCUGUCCCAGGUGAGUGUGGUGUACCACAAACACACCAGGGACUGCAAAAUGAAGAGAAGAAAGAAGAGAGCCCAACUGAAAGCAAGAGGGAGCCAAACAAGAAAAAGAGGAAGAAGAUGAUUUCAGAAAUUAUUUCUCAUGAAGAAGAUACUACUAUACAGUGGAUGUCAUCUGUGGAAGCAAAGAUCGAAGAUAAAAAAGUUAAAGGAGAAAAUAAACUAACGUCAGAGAAAUUGGAACAUCUCCGAAAGGAAAAGAUAAACUGCUUCCGGAACAAACACAAAAUUCAUGUCCAAGGAACUGAUCUUCCUGAUCCAAUUGCUACAUUUCAGCAACUUAACCAGGAAUAUAAAAUUAAUUCUCGACUGCUUCAGAACAUUCUAGAUGCAGGCUUCCAUGCGCCAACACCAAUCCAAAUGCAAGCCAUUCCAGUUAUGCUGCAUGGUCGGGAACUUCUGGCUUCUGCUCCUACAGGAUCUGGAAAGACUCUAGCUUUUAGCAUUCCCAUUUUAAUGCAGCUGAAACAGCCCACAAAUAAAGGCUUCAGAGCGCUGAUUAUAUCCCCAACCCGAGAACUUGCCAGCCAGCCAGAUAACCCCCCCUCCAAUAUUCUUGUGACUACUCCUAAUCGACUAAUUUAUUUAUUAAAGCAAGAUCCACCAGGAAUAGACCUAACAAGUGUCGAGUGGCUGGUGGUAGAUGAAUCAGACAAACUGUUUGAAGAUGGCAAAACUGGAUUUAGAGACCAGCUGGCUUCCAUUUUCCUGGCUUGCACAUCCCACCAGGUCAGAAGAGCUAUGUUCAGUGCAACUUUUGCAUAUGAUGUUGAACAGUGGUGCAAGCUCAACUUGGACAAUGUCAUCAGUGUAUCCAUUGGUGCAAGGAAUUCUGCAGUGGAGACAGUAGAACAAGAACUUCUCUUUGUUGGGUCUGAGACUGGAAAACUUCUGGCCAUGAGAGAACUUGUUAAAAAGGGUUUCAAUCCACCUGUUCUUGUUUUUGUCCAGUCCAUUGAAAGGGCUAAAGAACUUUUUCAUGAGCUCAUAUAUGAAGGUAUUAAUGUGGAUGUUAUUCAUGCAGAAAGAACACAGCAACAGAGAGGUAACACUGUCUACAGCUUCAGAGCAGGAAAAAUCUGGGUUCUUAUUUGUACAGCCUUGCUUGCAAGAGGGAUUGAUUUUAAAGGUGUGAACUUGGUGAUCAACUAUGAUUUUCCAACCAGCUCUGUGGAAUACAUCCAUAGAAUAGGUCGAACUGGAAGAGCAGGGCAUAAAGGAAAAGCUGUUACAUUUUUCACUGAAGAUGAUAAGCCAUUAUUAAGAAGUGUUGCCAAUGUUAUACAGCAGGCCGGUUGUCCUGUACCAGAAUACAUAAAAGGUUUUCAGAAACUACUAAGCAAACAAAAGAAAAAGAUGAUUAAGAAACCAUUGGAAAGGGAGAGUAUUAGCACAACUCCAAAAUAUUUCUUAGAGCAAGAUAAAGGUAAACGGCAAGUGCUUAUUCUACUGAGCUAUCGCCCUGGCCCUCAGGACUACAUGUUUUGGGAGAGGUAG